Plasmodium cynomolgi strain B is the source of this 4233-nucleotide messenger RNA. RefSeq lists its product as hypothetical. The record is from RefSeq and is a predicted model, not a curated record. Gene Ontology annotation, cellular component: GARP complex; membrane; EARP complex. The transcript has 4 exons. Gene Ontology annotation, biological process: Golgi vesicle transport; endocytic recycling; lysosomal transport. NCBI's taxonomy places the organism in Eukaryota, Apicomplexa, Aconoidasida, Haemosporida, Plasmodiidae. The coding region runs from base 1 to 2520 and encodes 839 amino acids.
AUGAAUAGGGAGAAGCCAAGCGAGGGGAGAAAGAACGUGGGGGCGAUUCUGCACAGAUACUAUGGCCUAGAUGGGGGGAGUGGAAAUGGGGACCAGGAACAGGGAGUAAGUGUAGCGCUUAGAAGUAAUGAGGCAAAGCUGAAUGGUGCGAAGGAAGGAGAAUCACACAUGAUGUGGAAGUACCCAAAGAAAAGUAAUCAGAUGUGCACAGAAGAACCCAUAGAUGUAAGCGAUUCAGAAGAACUGAACCAGAAAAGCACCGAUUUUAACGUAAGUGAGUACUUUAAAAAAAUCCUACAAAAGGCAACACUAAAGGAUUUGAUACAAAAAGCAAAAAACAUAGAAAAAGAAAUUAAACAAAACGAUAAUUUUAUGCAAUCAGUAGUGUAUGAAAAUUACAAUAAAUUUAUGAAAGCAGCAGAUACGAUUGUAGAUUUGAAGAAAGAUUUUGGAAAUGUCAAGAAUAAAAUAGGAGACAUAAAUGAGCAGUUGAGUUGUAUAGAUAAGAAUUCUCAUUUGGUGAAUAAAAAAAUUGGGAAAAAUUACAAAAAAAUAAAAAAUUUACUUCAAAUUAAGGAGUUACUGAAUGGGGUCCAUACUAUUAUGAGUAUCCCUAGGAGGAUGUUUGAUCUCAUCAUCUUAGGGGACUACACUCAGUCAGGCAUGCGCAUAUUUCGGGACUUAUAUUUAGACAGCGAAAAUAUGGCCAGCAUCGCUUGUUACUACUAUGAGGAGCAACUCCGCAGGGGUAUCACUUCCAACCUAAGUGAGCACACCCAGCAUGGGGACCAGCCCACCCACCUAGAUAGGAACUCCGCGGAAGAUUUUUUUAAUCACCUCUGUGAGAAUGUCAUCUCAAACGAACAAAUCACUUCAUCUCUAUAUCUUAUUUUGGCAUAUGGUAAGGACAAAAAGGAGGUGAGAAACGUGUUUUUAUGGAAUAGAUUUGCAGCGAUGAAGUACCUACUGGGUGAAAUUUCCAAUUGGGGGAGUUACAUCCGAGAGGGGACGAUCAAGGGUGAGGAGGGUCAUGGAGAGGGUCAUGGAGAGGAUGAAGGAAAGGAUGAUGGACAGGAUGAUGGAAAGGAUGAUGCAGAGGUUGAUGGAGAGGUUCAUGGUCUGUCCGCUUGGACGCCUAACCAAUCUGCGAAGGAGAAGGAGCACGCACGCCACACCGGUGAGAGUGCUCCCCACGACGAAGGACAUAACAGGGUGUUCAAAACGGUGUUAGAGUUGGCCUACACCAAAUGGCUACAUUUUUUCUUCAGCAUGAUACGAAGCUAUGAGCAGCUAUUUUUGCGCGACUUUUAUUGUGCGUGUGACGAGACGGGAACACAGAGAAGCGGAAGAAUGGAAGCUCUUGGCGGAAUCCCCCGGUUGAGGGCCUUGAUGAGGAAGCUGAGCGCUUCCACCGUUGACGCGAGGGGGAAAGCGGCGGGGGCUCUUCCCACCAGCCCGUCCUCCCGCGGAGGGGACGCAAGUCAAGCCAGUUACGACAACACAACAGUCAAUGGUGGCAACGCACCAAAGAGAGGAAACCUCCCUCCGAUAAACUGGCAGGAGGACCAUUUGGAAGCCCUACUGAGCACGGAUGAUGACAGGGAGGUGGUCGAACUGCUGAUGAGGAUUUUCUUCAAACUUUUGCAGGACCUGACGGUCGACCUCAUAUACAUGUUCAACCCCCCGGUGAAACUGGUCGCGCGGUGCGUGGGGGUGCUGCAGGAGGGGGUGCGUGAAGCGGAGAGGAGCGCGGAGAGGAGCGCGCAUAACCGAUCCGUGAACCGUGGUAAUACCCACCUUAGUUCCUCUCACCUUGGCGGCACUAACAUUAAUAACAGGGGAAGCGUCUCCCCCCUCAUGGACGAGUUCCUCAAGAGAAUCAACUCCGAACUGCUAAAGUUCCACGUGUACAGCUUGUGCCUCGAGAACGACCGCAGGCUCAUGAGCUUCUUCUCCCUGUGUAAGGAGAAGGAAGCUAGUUACAUUUUGGAAAACAAGCCUGAGCUCAGCCACCACAUUCUGUUAAGCCUUUGUCUUGUCCUCAUCGACUUGGAGGCCUUCUACAAAGAGAUACCCCUAUCGAGUACCGAUUUUUAUUUCAAAAAUUUGAUUAAUUUUGUGAUCAUUUAUUUUGUGUUCCUGGUGAAGUUUGUGGACUCUUUCAUCAGGUACUUCGUGUGUGUCUGGGAGGGGCGCAGAAGCGACGGGGGAGAAGGUGCCACGUGUGAAGGUGCCACGGAUGAGGGUGCCACGUGUGAAGGUGCCACGGAUGAGGGUGCCACGUGUGAAGGUGCCACGUAUGAAGGUACCACGCAUGGUGACGCCCCCUAUGAGGGAGACCCCCCCGUGGACAAGGAGCAAAUAUUCCAGUGCAGAAACAUAUACCCUCCACAGGCAUAUCACAACGACGUAGUGAACUCAGGUGAGGAAAAAAAAAAAAAAAAAAUACUUGGAAAUGCACAGCCAAGUGGAUAUACCAAAGUGUCACAUUUGACGGUGGCGAAUUUCAAAACGUCGUGAAUGGACUUGGACAGGUUUAUAGAAAGCAUAAUAAAGAAGCACAAAUUCGAGGCAGAGAAAAAAAGCGAAAUAAAUUUUCUCUUUACCUUAGUGGGAAUUUUGGACAACAUGAAAAAAGAAGGAGUGUCAAAAGUGUGCACUGUAAUUGUGGAUAUGUAUAAAGAAGCACAUACGCUGGUGAAUGAGCGGAAGAGGAUUAGCCUUCGCUGCACUUUGGAGGAUCUCCUAUAUAGAGACUCGUAUCCUUUUUGCAAAGUGGAGGAAGGGGAGGAGGGACAGAAGGGGGGGGAAGAUCCAGCUGAUGCUCACUCCGAUGAAGAAACACACUCGAAGGGGCUGCCAUCCAUCAGGCAGACGUAUCUAAAUCGAGCUGAAAGCGCCGCGUACUAUACGUUCGAAGGGGAGGAUGUGCUGGAUCGGCACGAUGGUCACGCCAAGGGGUUGGAACACUUGCCCACGCAGGAGGGUGCAGAAACCGAUGAGGAAGGAAAGAUCCACUCGGCAUUCAUUCUCCGGGAGGAGGAAAAACAAGACAAAAUGAAGAGUCGUGACAUUGGCUCGGGACACUCUGGUGAGCAGAACAAUGCGCAGGAUGGUGACCAUCUUCUUCUUCUCAAAAGGAGCGCGAGCUUCAUUACUAGCCAGGGGGAUGAACCAGGUGAGGCUGGACACGCCACUAUUUCGGCCCAUAAAGGUGGAGAAAUCGACCGGGGAAAGGCAUCCAUGUUAGUGACCCAACGAGGAGAAACCCCUAAAGGAGACACCCUCUCAGGGGAAAACCCCUCGGAAGGGACCAGAUCGGACGAAUUUCGCUCUGAUGAAGAUUAUGAGGACAAUCAGGAUGAUAUGAACAAAUACGCCGUCGGAAUUUGCAACUUUGCAAAAUUUAAAUUCCUCGAAAAAAGAAACGAGUUAAUGAAUGCCUUCGUUUCGUACUACUUAAAUAAAAUGUCGAGAAGUGUAAAGGAUUUCAUCCAAAGGGAGAAAUGGACAGAAGGGAAGAAGACCGAAUUAGUGAGCAGAAAUUUUAUAUACAUCUUGAACAACAUUAUCGCGGUUUAUUCCCACCUGGCAUCCUUCAUGGAGAGCAAGGCAAGUGGUGCCGCCUCUACUGGAGCUGGUUCUGCUUCUGGUCAGAUGGAUCAUUUUAACGAUGUGAAGGGUAAAAUAGGGGAGUCGCUGGAGCGAGUGUGCAAGGAAUACACAAAGGGGAGGAGAGGAAGGACAUCUUCCGAGCUGCAAGCAGGUGGGGGCAGUCAUGACGGAGGUGGAAGCUACCCUGGGGGAAGUCGUAGCGAACUGGGCAACAUCGAACAGAAAGAAACCCACAAUGAGAAAAACCUAGAAAUGUACAUGUACAAAUUGUACAUGUGCAAAAUGAAGAACUACAAAAAAAAUUUGCACUUGGAAAACAAAAAAAUUAUUCUCGUGAUAAUCAAAAUUUUGUUUAAGAAUUACAGUGAAUAUGUUCGCGACUUACAUUUUAAUGAAUACGGUUUUGAAAAAUUAAGAGUUUUUGUUCCCAUGGAUGAUGAGCAUGUGCUGUUCGUAAUUCUAAAUGAAGUGUUAAUCAGUGCUUAUGAGCGCUCGACGAACUUCACCCUCUCCAGUGCAGGGGUGAAUGCCCUAUAUCAGGCCUACUUACUAAACGAAAUUGACUGUGAUAUGGGGGCAAAUAGGGAUUUUAUAAUGAACAGCUUGAGGAGGGCAUAG